AUGCCAGAAAUUCUCCUGCCAGACACAGCAUCCAUCACCUCCUCGACCGCCUCCUCUCUCCUCCUCUACACGGACCUCCAAAGAAGUCUCUCCCGUCGCAACAAGUCCCUCCCUCUGCGCCGCUUAUCGGUCUGGGUCUCCCGCCGUAUCUCCAGACAGGGAUUAAACGCCACUUAUGAUAACAGUUAUCCGCACGACCACACCCACCCUCAGAAUCACAAUCACAAUCACAUCCACGAUGCCAAUGACUAUGACAGGCAAAAGAUUACCGCCGACCUUAACCACCGCAAAUUGAAAGAGUACGAGGCAGAGCGCGAUCUCUCCGAGUCCUAUGCGGCGUAUUGCCGGGCCUUUACGUCGGCGGGCCAGCAUCUCCAUCACCAGAAACGCAGGACGUGGAUGAUGGACGGCGAGGUGGACCUCACUAAGGUUUCUGAGAAUUCCGUCCCUCGACAUGCCAAUGAGGAUGGGGAAGGUGUCCUCGGUGAGAAAUGGGGGACACUACCCGCCGAACCCGACCCCGUGCCCUCACCCGACACCGAGCUAGAACCAUCGCCGCCGCCUCAGAUCCUCACGCCGUCGCUCUACGUCGAGAUGCGCCGGGCGGACUGCGACAAGGAACGAGCCAGGCAACGGCUAUGGCAACGCCGCUUGUGGUCGUGGUCGUGGUUCUCCCACAUUCGUCACCGCGAGUCUCACUGA
Molecule: messenger RNA, 702 nt
Organism: Aspergillus udagawae
Lineage: Eukaryota; Fungi; Ascomycota; Eurotiomycetes; Eurotiales; Aspergillaceae
Exons: 1
Coding region: 1-702 (233 amino acids)
Source: RefSeq, a predicted model, not a curated record